AUGGCUGCCGCCGUGGCGGCGGCGGCGGCGUUGGGUGGGGGGCUCCUUCUCGCCGCCUGGCGCUGGCUGCGCGCGGCGCGGGGCAGCGCGGCCGGAGCCGCCGCCAGCGCCGCCUCCAUGCGGGGCAAGACGGUGAUCAUCACGGGCGCCAACAGCGGGCUGGGCCGCGCGGCGGCGGCCGAGCUGCUGCGGAUGCGCGCGCGCGUCAUCAUGGGCUGCCGCGACCGCGCGCGGGCGGAGCGGGCGGCGCGCGAGAUCCGCGCCGAGGUGGGAGAGCCGGCGGCGGGCGAGGGCGGCGGGGAGCUGCUCGUGCGCGAGCUCGACCUCGCCUCGCUGCGCUCCGUGCGCGCCUUCUGCCACCGCGUCCUGCAGGAAGAGCCAAGGCUGGAUGUUCUGAUUAAUAAUGCAGGGAUAUUCCAGUGUCCAUACAUGAAGACAGAGGAUGGUUUUGAGAUGCAGUUUGGUGUAAACCACUUGGGUCACUUCCUGCUCACCAAUCUUCUUCUGGGCCUCCUCAAAAAUUCUGCUCCAAGCAGGAUCGUGGUAGUAUCCUCAAAGCUUUACAAAUAUGGCGAGAUCAACUUUGAAGACUUGAACAGUGAGAUAAGUUACAAUAAAAGCUUUUGUUACAGUCGGAGUAAACUGGCCAACAUAUUGUUUGCAAGGGAGCUAGCCCGUCGAUUAGAAGGGACAGGAGUCACUGUCAAUUCGCUUCAUCCUGGGAUUGUCAGAACAAACCUAGGCAGACACGUGAAUAUUCCUUUGCUGGCAAAACCCCUGUUCAAUUUGGUGUCGUGGGCUUUCUUCAAAACACCUCUGGAAGGGGCCCAGACUUCUAUUUAUUUGGCAUCUUCUCCUGAUGUGGAAGGUGUCUCGGGGAAAUAUUUUGGGGACUGCAAAGAGGAGGAACUCCUGCCCAAAGCCAUGGAUGACUUGGUGGCAAGGAAGUUAUGGGAUAUCAGUGAAGUGAUGGUUGGACUGUUGAAAUAAGUGCCAGAGACUAUCUGCUAAAAAAAAAAUGCAGAUAAUAUAUUUUUGCAACACUGUAAUCCUCUACUUAAAUGGUGUGGGAAUAUAUAUUACUUUGCUCCUGAAUGUUGGAGGAGUGAUUCAUGCUGGAGCUCAGUUUGGAAAUAUAUAGUAAUCAGUAUUUAAUAGACAAGCAUUAAAAAGGAUCUCAUAGUUGAGGAUGUGAGUAUGACUUCUGAUUAAAUCUUUGGAAACUCAUGUUUUACAAAUAAAAAUUAAACACAACUGUGUUCUGAAUGUAUAUGCUUAUUUGUCAUGUCCUGCUGCUUGUAGUUGGGUUGGACAUUGGCAUUGAUGGUAAAUAAAACACUUCUGUAAAAAGACUACAAAAUUUUAUCCUUAUAUUAAUAACAGGACUGUUGUCCUUUUGAGCCAUCACGAUGAGAAAUAAACAGUUUUACUGGUGUCUUACACUGUAAUCCUUGAGGCCAGAGUACCAAUGAAAGGUUUCUCAUCAGUGAUAUAGUUCAAUGAACAAGAACUCUUGAGCUGUAUGUAGCUCAGUUGUGAAGCACAAGUUAGCCUCUUGACUACAUUUUGUACAAGCUGUAUUUUCUUUUUUGUUUGUUUGCUUGUUUUUCWUGUGUGCCAAACAUGCUAUUGUUAUGCACAGACACCUUCAGUUGCACCGAAAACUCAUCUGACUGAUGUAUUACGCUCUUGGCAGCACUUCGUAGGUUGAGUUGUGUUCAUGCAGAGCUUGCAAAAAGAUCUCAACCCUAACUAGACUAGACUAGA
Messenger RNA from Nothoprocta perdicaria, 1767 nucleotides. Its product is annotated as retinol dehydrogenase 14-like. The transcript is spliced from 2 exons. Bases 1 to 990 code for a protein of 329 amino acids. The record is from RefSeq and is a predicted model, not a curated record. Lineage: Eukaryota; Metazoa; Chordata; Aves; Tinamiformes; Tinamidae.